Molecule: messenger RNA, 2200 nt
Organism: Platichthys flesus (European flounder)
Lineage: Eukaryota; Metazoa; Chordata; Actinopteri; Pleuronectiformes; Pleuronectidae
Product: glucose-induced degradation protein 4 homolog
Exons: 6
Coding region: 191-847 (218 amino acids)
Biological process (GO): protein targeting to vacuole; negative regulation of gluconeogenesis; proteasome-mediated ubiquitin-dependent protein catabolic process
Cellular component (GO): GID complex; extrinsic component of membrane
Source: RefSeq, a predicted model, not a curated record
CUUCUACGUCGGCGCUUCGAGGUCCCCUCAUUUUUUUUGGGAGCUUGGUGCCUGGCGAACUAAACUCCGGAGGAAUAAGUCGGGGUCUGAGUGUUGGUGGGCUUCACCGCUCCUCCUCCCCGCCGACAGAGCCCCUCGCCCGGACGGCCAGUGAACGCGGUCGGCGCCCCGAGCCAACGAAGCGGGAGCCAUGCCCGUCCCCGCCGCAUACCUCGGCGAAUCCCCCGCCGCGGCCUUCACAUCCUCGGCCUCGCUUGUCCCGCCGCCGCCGAUAAACACGCGGCAGCCCGGCGUCGUCACCUCGCUGCUGUACAGCGGCUCCAGGUUCCGGGGCCACCAGAAGAGCAAAGGGAACUCGUACGACGUGGAGGUCGUGUUACAGCAUGUCACCAUGGAGGACUCCUACCUGUGUGGCUACCUGAAGAUAAAGGGACUGACUGAGGAAUACCCGACUCUGACCACAUUCUUUGCCGGAGAGAUCAUCAGCAGGAAACGACCAUUUCUCACCAGGAAAUGGGAUGCAGAUGAAGAUGUGGAUCGUAAGCAUUGGGGCAAGUUCCAGGCCUUCUACCAGUAUGCAAAGACCUUCAACUCAGACGAUUUUAACUAUGAGGAUCUAAAGAACUCAGACUUUAUUUUCAUGAGGUGGAAGGAGCAGUUCCUGGUCCCAGACCACACUAUCAAAGACAUCAGCGGCGCUUCCUUUGCUGGAUUCUACUACAUCUGCUUCCAGAAAUCCACAGCAACGAUCGAGGGCUACUACUACCACAGGAGCUCUGAAUGGUACCAGUCUCUAAACCUCACCCAUGUUCCAGAGCACAGUGCAGCCAUCUAUGAGUUCCGGUGACCCCGGCCAACAUCGUGGAUCUUUAAUUUUUUUAUUAUUGGACGGACAAAGACUUGGGGCUAAAGCAGAGUUCUGCAGAUGCUAGUGUGGAGGACAAGGAGAACAACCAAGGUUGAAAACGUGAGCUUUGGCAAAGUGCUCGUGUGUUCACACUCAACGGAUGGACAGGGACAAAUGAAUGUAUGCACAGAUGAGACCAGAAGGAGGAGCCAGUUCUGCUCCCUGGCUGGAGCUUGUGACGUUGGAACCAGCAGCAGAGACUGGCCGUGGGUCAUAUCAAACACCCAUUCUAUCACGUGUUUUAAUGUCUGGUUUUAAAAGACGCUUUGCCAAGCAUCUCAAGACGCUUUCAUCCAGCAGAUGCAGAACGAGCUACGUAAACACGUCCGACGACAGCAGGACAAGGACUCCUCGGAAGAGUCCGCUUUUAUAAACACAAUCCCUCAAGCAGUACAAUCACGUAAAUUUUGCUUUUCACGAUUAGAGCUCUUCCCGUUUGAGGAUCGGAGCUUUAAUUGAACCAUAAGCUACAGUAUAAUAACAGUAUUUCUUUUUUUAACGCUAAGCUGGUAUUAGUUUGCCUGCCAAGAGUAUUGCCGCAGCGUGGCACCUUUUUUUUAAAGGCUGAAGUGUGAGUGAUACACAAAACAAGCUUUUCCCCUGUGUUUCGUCAAACCUUCUUGUGAGAUUAUUAUCACGUGAUUGCUGUGGAUCUGAAUCUAUUGAGAAUUUGCACAAAGGCGGAGUACGCGUUACCAACGCCUGCAGUCGGAAUUCUACAUUCGCACUCCUCAGUACACAAGCUCCGAGCGUCACGGUGGCAGGUCAAGCUUUGACUUAGACUGUUUUUAAAGUGUUUGGAGCCAAAACAACUACAUAGAAGUAUUCAGAGAGAAAUUAUUUUAUUUAGCCCUGCGCUCUGCAUUAAACGCAGAGCUUUUUACCUCCCUAUGUGUCAUUUUAAAUUAAGACCCACCCCCCCACUAUCCCUACAUUUACACGUCUCCUCGACUAUGCAACACUGUCAACAUAGCACUCUUCAAACAUCAAACCUCCGGAUUUCAGAGACAAAAAGUUUAUUCUAUCGUUAAAGAGUAUAUGAAAAAUUACAAAAAAAAAGAAUCUAUCUUCAUUAAAAGAGGUAUUUUUGUUAAAUUGCCUAUGAAAUCACCGUCCUCCCCGGUCAUGAUCCCCCUCCAUGUGAUGGUGCCAUCUUUUUAAACGUUUAUCAGAGUUGUAUUAUAACAGGUCAGAAGUGUGUUUGAGAACAAGCCUGGAUUUGAUUGAUGUGUGACUGUAAAGAAUUGAUUGCAGAUUUGAAAAACAGAAAAAACAAUUGGUUUCAAAAACUUU